This is a messenger RNA of Melospiza melodia melodia, 3365 nucleotides long. It is a transcript of the gene OFD1, whose product is annotated as OFD1 centriole and centriolar satellite protein. The record is from RefSeq and is a predicted model, not a curated record. Gene Ontology annotation, biological process: epithelial cilium movement involved in determination of left/right asymmetry. The transcript has 22 exons. Gene Ontology annotation, molecular function: protein binding. Bases 123 to 3215 code for a protein of 1030 amino acids. Lineage: Eukaryota; Metazoa; Chordata; Aves; Passeriformes; Passerellidae. Gene Ontology annotation, cellular component: centrosome; ciliary basal body.
CGGCUGCCCGGGAAAGCCCGAGCGGGCCGAGGGGAGGCGGCGAGAGCGCUCGGCGUCUCGCUGGCUGUGGGUCUCGCUGCGAGUCAGUAGUGGCCCUUUUUGUUUCGGUGUUGUAGGGCACGAUGGCAUCGGUUGAAAGGGAAACACUGUCCCAGGAGGAGCUCCGGAAAAGGCUGUAUCAGACUUUUAAGAGCCGAGGCGUGCUGGACACACUUAAGACACACCUCCGAAACCAGCUAAUCCAUGAACUAAUGCACCCAAUUCUGAGUGGAGAGCUUCAGCCGCAGAUGGUUCCAAGUGAAGACAGUUCACUUUUGAUCACUGCUUCCAACAGUUUGGUGGCAGAUCAUCUAGAGAGAUGUGGCUACGAGUAUUCACUUUCUGUUUUCUUUCCAGAAAGUGGAUUAGAGAAGAGCAAGCUGUGGACUGUGCAAGAUCUCCUCCAAUUAAUGAGGAUCAAUCCAGAAUCCAGUCUUUACAAAUCACUGACUUCAGGAACUCGGAAGGAAAAUAAAGGUUUCCUUAUGCAGAUUUUAAUUGGACUUACUGAACAUCAUCUAAACAGGAGAACUCACAGCACAGAAACUCAGACCACCUCAGUGCCUCCUUACAGAGAGUCUCUUGCUGAGAAGCUUCAGCUGAUUGAUGAACAGUUUGCAGACUCCUAUCCUCAGCAUCAGAAAUAUGAAUCUUUAGAAGUAAAACUUAAUGAAUAUAGAAAAGAAAUAGAGAAGCAGCUUCAAGAAGAAAUGCAUCAAAAGCUUCAACAUUUUAAAGAAGUUGAAAUAGCAAAGAUUAAAAUGGAGGAGAAAGUGCAGACCCAGAAAGAAAUCUCUGAGCUGCGCCAUGAGUUAGAGAGGACGCAUCAAGCAAAGUCUGAAGCCUUGAUUUCUCGUGAAAAGAAUGCUAUUGAGAGGCUUCAAAAGCAACAAGAGAUAGAAGCAAAGGAAGUGUAUGCUCAGAGACAAAGUCUAUUGAAAGAUAUUGAAGCCAUAAGGUCCAGGGAGGCAGAACUGAAGCAAAGGAUGGAGGCAUUUGAAAUCACCCAGAAAGUUCAGGAGGAGAAAAAUAAAGCUAUAGAAGAUGCACUUCGGCGUCGUGAGGUUGCUGUGAAGAACAUAGAGGAGACAUACGACCAAAAACUGAAGACAGAGCUCUUAAAAUACCAGCUUGAAUUAAAAGAAGAACACAUAGCCAGAACCAAUAAAGUUACUGAAGAUGAGAAAAGAAAUAAAGAGAAAGCUAUGCUUUUGCAAGAAGAAGCCAUUGCUGUUAAUUCAAAAAAGGAGGAACUCAAGCAAGCUGUAUCACGUGCCAAAGAGCUUGAGCUGGACUUGGAGUCAGUGAAGGCCCAGGUUCUGUUGGUAAAUAAACAGAAUAAUUUGUUGACAGAAAAACUGAAAGAGGUAUCAGACUACCCUUUGCUAAAGGAGGAAAAAGUGGAGCUCCAAGUGCAGAAUAAACUACUUAGGCAACAGUUGGAUGAGACUCGGAGUGAAAACCAGCAUCUUCGAGACAAGCUGUCCCAGCCCUCAGCAGAGUACCUGGCCUGCCAAGUGGAGCUGAGGAGAGUAGAGCAUUCUACAAAAUUGGUGCUGGAUGAAUAUGAAAGUCAUAAGCAUAUGUUGGAAAAACAGCUACAAAGUGAGAUUGAGCGUUGUGCCCAGUUAAAGGCCCAGCUGUUAGACUCUGAAGCUACUGUCAGGAAGUUAAAUAUGCAGGUUGAAGAGCUGAAACUGCAAGUGAAGCAAACACAGGCAGCUCUGGAGAAUGAGGUGUAUCGGAACCCAAAGCCGUCGCUCGUCGACCGCUCCAUCCUCGACUUCCUGGGAGACAGGACGGGGGACAAGCUGGUGCCCCACGACAUUUACGUGGAUGGUGCAUUCCCAAGGAAACCACUCCUGCCCAAUGUGGGGAUGGCCAGCACUGUGCCAGGGCCUGGCUGUCACCUGCAGCUGCCCAGGCCUGAUGUGGGGACGGCCAGCGCCGUGCCAGGGCCGCGCGGCGCCUCCCCGGACUCUGACCUGGAGUGCAUCGCGCAGGCCCGCGCCAGGGUGAGGGAGCUGGAGAAGGAGGCCGAGUUCUUGGAGGAAGCCUACAGGAGUUACCAGCACAGAGUCAUGCUGAGUGCAGCUGCCAGCAGAACACCAAGCAAGAUGCAGCCUCCUUUAAUUCUGCAGUGUCCUCUUGGUAGCAACCCUUUGACUGCCCAGCAGGAACUGCUAGAGCAUAAUCCCAGCUGCCCACAUUCCCCCCUGGGCAGUCCCAGAGGCGAGGAGCACAUCAAAAGAACUGGGCAGGUCGAUAUCUAUGAAACUUCCUUCACGCCACCACGCAGAGGAGCAUCUUCCAGGCGCCUUUCCUCCACUCCCAUUUCCAAACCAAAGAAAGACCUCAGUAACAAGAAAAUUCCAGAUGAGAGCAUCAAGAGCUCAUCCUUUACCUCUUCACAGCAGAGUGUUGACCGGGUUCUUUCUCCUAUUUCAAAGCGAUGUUUGCUUUCAUCUUCUGAGUCUGUUCCUUCCUCGCCAUCCAGUCAUGGCCAGAAAAUCAGACUUCAGAGUCAACAAACAGAUAAACAAGAUCUCAGUGAUAUUCACAAACCAGAGAAACUAAGGUAUGAGGAUCUUGAAGAACACAUUUCCACUCUUGAAGAUCAGGGGGACAUACCAGAGGAGUGUGAAAGUGAUGUCUUGCAUCCAUCUGGGGACAUUGUGGAUGGAAACUGUGUCACAGCCCCUGUGCCAGCAGCAGCCACUUCACUGCAGGACUUGACAGUGCUGGAUCAAAGGCAGAUUGAAGAACAGAACAGAGAAGUUGAGCAAAACUUAGAAGAAGAAAGGAAAGCAGGAGAAGAAAGAAAAGAGAAAGAACAACAGGAAGCUUUGGAAAACGAGCAAAAAGAACUGGAGAAGCUUAAUGAAGAGCAUAUCCAAGACUCACUGAAAACAGAUGAAGAAAUAGAAGACAAAGAGGGAGUAAAAUCUGAGCAUGGUAGCACUGCUGCUGAAAAUAAUGUAAAGGAUCCUCCUUCCAAUCCAUUAGAAAAAUACAUGAGAAUAAUUCAGCAGAGCAGAGAGCAGGAACUGGCAAACAAGGAUUCAAAAAAAGAAGAAAUAAGAGAAGGGUCACCCUCAGAAGGACUUCUAUCUACUGAAAAUGAUGACAGUCUUGCAGACAUUUCUCAUGGAGACGUGGAUGAAAGCUUCUGGUGAACAAUAACUACUGAUUUUUAAAUUUUUUAUUAUUAUUAUUAUUAUGAGAAAGAUAUUUUUAAAGUCGUUUUGUGCCUUUAAUAAAUGUUAGGCACCAACACUGCAGGCUGUGUAAUUAUAAAUUAAUAAAGCUGAUUUUGAUCUGUUUCA